Molecule: messenger RNA, 1500 nt
Organism: Sinocyclocheilus rhinocerous
Lineage: Eukaryota; Metazoa; Chordata; Actinopteri; Cypriniformes; Cyprinidae
Product: protein TSSC4-like
Exons: 4
Coding region: 433-1356 (307 amino acids)
Source: RefSeq, a predicted model, not a curated record
GAUACGAGUCAAAUAACUGAGUAAUCUUCAAAAUAUGGAUGCUAUAUUUAAAUACUUUUGUUAUCGAAAACUCUGUAGGGUCUAAGGGCGUUUUGAGUUUCUUUAGAUCACGAUAAUUAUCACAUCUAGGCGGAUUACGUUAGCUGACUGCGUGCCGUUAGCUGUUUUAACAUGCGUGAUCAGAUUAUGUUUCUGUUCACUGACAUUUCAUUCAAGAAUAAGAGGACAGCCUCAAGACUACCGCUAUGGCCAUAACUUUGAUCAGUAACGUUACUUUGGACUCAGUGAUUUGAGCUAAAAUGACCAGCUCGCAGUACCUGUGAGUCUACAAGCCCAGUGUCUCAAGAUCCUUUAGAUCUUUCAGAAGAUCUCUCAGCAUAAAUAUCCAGCUUCUAAUUGUAUCACUUGACCUAACCUCAGAGUAGCAGCACAAUGAGUGACUCAAACCGCAAAGAAAAGGAUGCCCUCAACAGUCUGUCUAAUAGAGAUACAAUUGAACUCCCAGAUGAUCUUUCUCUGAGCGACUCUGACUCUGAGGAGCCCACUGAGCAUUUCAGCAGAAAGGUUGAGGACUUGUCAUCGUCCUCAGAGGAUGAAGACGAGACUCCGCAGCAUGUCCAGUCUGUUCCUAAAGAAAAUCCCACCUUCAGACUGACAGGUGGGAGCUCUGGUUUCUGUGAUCGGAGCAGGGGCAUCUUUGCACAGUUGGAUAGUGCUGCAAAGCUCACGUCUAAAGAUCUAGGUGAAGACAACAUCCUUGAUGGCACGUUCGCUCGUCCUGCUCCACCAUCACCUCCACAGGAAGCUCAAAGGAAGUGUGGUGGCCAAGAGACAACCAAAAAACAACCUCCAGGCAAAAAACUCCCUGACUACCUUGCAAACCCUGAGCGCUGGACCCACUACAGUCUUGAAGAUACCGCUGACACCAGUGAUAGAAAGAAUAGUCAGAUCGCUCAUCAGUUUAAACGAGGUCUUCAAGACAGCAGGAGGUCUCAGAAAGAUGUGCUUGAGACUUUCACUCCAGGUUUCAACCAGGAUCAUGGUAGCCCCAGUGAGAAUAAGAUUGUGUUCACUAAACCCAAGAUUAAAGAUCAGAGUGGGAGCAAACUUGAUCAUGCUAAGAAGGAAGAAGUUGAACUUCAACACUUGGAUGACAGACAAGAGGCUGAUGAAGGAGAGGAUGGUCCUCUUCAUCGCCGCUUCAGCUCAUGGGAGAAUAAAGAGAAAAAAAGAAAGUGGAGGACUGAAAUAGAGGAGGAAGACAAAAAGGUGUCCAGUGUUGUCUUCAACGGCAGCAAGAAAGUAAAUCGCAAACACUUCCGUAAAACACUUGAAGAUGAUGGUGUCACAAAGUGAGCACUUUGUACAUAAAUACUUAAAACUACUGUUUUAAUGUUUAUGUUUUUCAAACAUACUAUUUUGUAUAAAGUUGUUUGACUUUCCAUGUAUCUAAGUUUUUGUUGUAUAAUCCAUGAAAAGCUCUUGCUGUCAUACUGUACA